This is a messenger RNA of Tinamus guttatus (white-throated tinamou), 1196 nucleotides long. Lineage: Eukaryota; Metazoa; Chordata; Aves; Tinamiformes; Tinamidae. The record is from RefSeq and is a predicted model, not a curated record.
CUGAGGAUGAGACUGUGAGCAAGAAGCAGGCAAAUCCCCAGGGAGGCCUUCCUUGGACAGCGGAGCCAGACUUGCUAUCAGGACUCCCCAAGGAGAACAGUUCCCAGAGUCCUGAGCAGGAUCCAGUUCACCCCCGCAGGUCAGAAAGGGUUCAGAGAACUCCCCUGGGGAAGAGGCAAAACAGAGCGACGCUUCGUGGAAAAAGUUUCAGGAGGCUGCCAGACUCCAGCCAGCAGAGAAAUCCUGCAGCGGGGAGGCUGACAAUAUGUGGGGACUGUGGGAAGAGCUUCCGAGUGAGCUCCAACCUGGUCCAGCACCGGAGAAUCCACACUGGAGAGAAGCCCUUUGGCUGUGCCGAGUGCGGGGAGAGCUUUCGCCAGCGAUCUCAUCUCAUCCAGCACCAGAGAAUCCACACAGGGGAGAGACCCUACGAGUGCUCCGAGUGCGGGAAGAGCUUCAGCAUGAGCUCGAAGCUGAUCCGGCACCAGGUAACGCACACGGGGGAGAAGCCCUACAAGUGUGCAGAGUGUGGAAAGAGCUUUGCCGGGAACUCGCAACUGGUCCAGCACCGGCGAGUGCACACGGGGGAGAAACCCUUUGAGUGCAGCCACUGUGGGAAGAGCUUCAGCGUGAGCUCAGCCCUGACGCGACACCAGAGGGUCCACACGGGAGAGAAACCCUACAAGUGCGCGGCGUGUGGCAAGAGCUUCAGCCAGAGCUCCGAGCUCAUGAAGCACCAGCGGGUCCACACAGGGGAGAAGCCCUACGCGUGCUCCGAGUGUGGGAAGAGCUUCACAGUGAGCUCUGCCCUCAUCCAGCACCGGCGGUUCCACCUGGGCGAGCGCCCCUAUGGGUGCUCUGAGUGCGGGAAGAGCUUCACGGUGAGCUCCCACCUCAUCCAGCACCGCCGCUUCCACACGGGCGAGCGCCCCUACGAGUGCACCGAGUGCGGGAAGAGCUUCCUGUGGAGGUCGGCCCUGCUCCGGCACCGCAGGGUGCACACGGGGGAGCGGCCCUACGCCUGCGCCGACUGCGGGGACAGCUUUCGGCAGAGCGCCCACCUCAUCCAGCACCGGCGGAUCCACACGGGCGAGCGCCCCUACGCCUGUGCCAGCUGCGGGAAGGGCUUCACCGUGAGCUCGGCGCUCCUCCGGCAUCAGCAGAUCCACAGGGGUGAGGAGCCCUAGGAGGAGGGA